Molecule: messenger RNA, 1000 nt
Organism: Protopterus annectens (West African lungfish)
Lineage: Eukaryota; Metazoa; Chordata; Ceratodontiformes; Protopteridae
Product: nuclear factor 7, brain-like
Exons: 2
Coding region: 431-1000 (189 amino acids)
Molecular function (GO): zinc ion binding
Source: RefSeq, a predicted model, not a curated record
UGUGCUCAUGAAUGCAACAACUAAUAAUGUGAUGUGGUCUGACUGCAAACACCUCAGAAUUCUGAUAAGAGAUAUGGAGGCUUUCAUUAUGCAUUUCAUGUCCAUGUAACAUUUGAGCAUCCUGACAAUAUUUAAAUGUUGGAAAGGUCACUCAUAAAACUUGGAAAAAGACUUUGUUGUGGGUGAAAAACAUACAAAAGAAAUGCAGCCAUGUCAAUGCUUUUUACAAGACUAUAUUAGCAGCAAUCUCCCACUCAAAAUAAUUAAAAAAAAAUAAUGAGCAUAAAAGAGAACUGUGCAGAGGCAUAUUAAAGAAAUUGUGUUGAUCAUGUAUUUAUGCACCACAUGACCUGUCACUGGGAGGUGCUGGGCUACUAAAUUCUGUUUUCAGUAAAAUGAAACUGAAAACAAUAAGCACAGAGCAGAAAGAAUGGCGACUGUGAAAAUACCUGAUGAUGAUUUUUUGUGUCCUGUUUGUUUGGACUUCUUUAAAGAACCUGUAAUACUGGAAUGUGGACAUCACUUCUGCAAAUCCUGCAUAGAUAAAACCUGGGACUCUGAGGACAUCAUCUUGUGUCCGGUGUGCAGACACGAACUUCCUGUCAAGAAGUACACAGUUAACAGGCUGUUGAGUAAGAUUGUUGACACAGCUGAAAUGACCCAGCAAUGUGAGGAAGCAGGAAAACCACACCAGGAGCAGAAAAAAGAAUGUGUACUUCAAUCACAUGAAUGCUUGGAGCAUAAAGAGCCACUGAAAGUGUUUUGUCAAGAAGAUGGAAGCCCCAUAUGUGUAGUCUGUACGAUGUCAUCUAAGCAUGCAGGGCACAAAUUCCAACCCCUGCAGGAAGCAGUCAGCAUGUUUCAGGAAAAGCUGAAAACUGCUGAAGCUAUUCUAAAGCACAGAAUAAACAACCUAAAUGAAUACCAAAGCCAACAAGAAGAUCUCAUCUCUGGUGUCCAGGUAAGAAAAUUUGCUUUUUUUUGCUUGUUUGCCUCAUAG